GGCUUUCUACAACAUCAUGCAAGGAUUCAACAAAUACUAUCCACCCGACUACGAUGGAGAGAAACAUGGAAGUCUCAACUCUUACAGAGGUUGUCAAAUUCAAUAUACGAAGUCCCCGCAUCAUGGUUUGACGUGAUCGAUAGGCAAACACGCACUUGGAGAUAGAGCUCGCAAGAUUGACCAAGGCAUUUUGAUCGUUCGAUUUGAACUUCCUUUCAACAUCUGGUGUGGGACCUGCAACAAUCAUAUCGGAAUGGGUGUCAGAUACAACGCAGAAAAGAAGAAGAUAGGAAAUUAUUACUCGACCCCCAUAUUCUCGUUUCGAUGUAAAUGCCACCUCUGCAGCGGAUGGUUUGAGAUCCAAACGGAUCCUAAAAAUACACGUUAUGUUGUCGUUUCGGGGGCAAGACAAAAAGAUGAAGAUUGGAAUCCUGAAGAGAACGGUGGCUUCGCUGUUCAUGAUACCGAUGGCAAGGCAGAAUCUAUCGAUCCUCUCGCGGCUCUCGAAAAGACUACGGACGCCCAAAAUCACCAUAAAAACGUACAAGUACCCCGUCUUGAGUCUCUAAUGGAUCUGUCGGAACAGUGUAACGCGGAUCCGUAUAGCCUGUCGCUCAAGUUACGCAGACAGUUCCGCCAGGAUAAGAAGGUCCGCUUGGAGAAAGAGAAGGAGGACGGAAAAGUCCGCGAUCGUUAUGCCCUACCAACAACCCUUAAAUUGGCCGAAGACGACGAAAAGGCAUUGGAAGAAGCAAAAGAUCAAUGGACCAAAGCACGUCAGAAAAAGUUACUACUCGAAAGCAAACAGCGAAAGCUGCCCACUAUGACAUCCAUCACUUCCCUGUCUGGUAGUCGCGGUGUAGCAUCGACGUCAGCCGCACCCGGCCUUACAGGCCUACGUGCUCGAAUUUUGAGUAAUACUGCGAAACAGUCAGCACGCCAAAAGAUUGCUGAUGGUCGAUAGCGGAGGUGUGGCAUGGAACAAUCAACUCUUCUUUAACCAGGAUCAGAAACCUUGUUAUUAAUGCGCGCUUCUUUGUGGUCAUGGACGAAAGGUACGCGACGACCGUGUUUAUAAGUACCUGUCCAUAACCAUGGACACGAACAAGUUUCCUGGGAGUUUGGCACAUCAAGAAGAGAGGACAGUGUCGAGCAAACAACUCCGAUACCAGGUUAUGUUCAAGGAUGGAGCCUUACGCAGAAUACAAUAGAAUAUCAAUCUAAGUAGUUACACCAGAUCCCGGAUGAUGUAGCCGAAUUGAACUUGAACUAUUCGUGAAA
Marasmius oreades (fairy-ring Marasmius) is the source of this 1281-nucleotide messenger RNA. RefSeq lists its product as uncharacterized. Bases 254 to 964 code for a protein of 236 amino acids. NCBI's taxonomy places the organism in Eukaryota, Fungi, Basidiomycota, Agaricomycetes, Agaricales, Marasmiaceae. The record is from RefSeq and is a predicted model, not a curated record. The transcript has 6 exons. Gene Ontology annotation, biological process: mRNA splicing, via spliceosome. Gene Ontology annotation, cellular component: U2-type spliceosomal complex; post-mRNA release spliceosomal complex.